Molecule: messenger RNA, 3799 nt
Organism: Ruditapes philippinarum (Manila clam)
Lineage: Eukaryota; Metazoa; Mollusca; Bivalvia; Venerida; Veneridae
Exons: 5
Coding region: 268-2634 (788 amino acids)
Source: RefSeq, a predicted model, not a curated record
UCAAUAUUUACGUUUGAAACACACGAUUUACGGACAAAAACAAGAUUGUGUACAAUGUCACGCUUGGUUAAAUUUGAAUAUCCGAUAACUUGGUCUACCUGACACUAAUUCAUAAUUUCGAAUAAUAUGUCGCAUUAAAAAUUUAAAACACCUGUUUUGUAUAAUUCUAAUUUUAUGAGAAUUAUGUCUAGAUCUGCAGGGAUAUUAUAGAUUUGAGAUACACUGUGCAGAACGUGUAGCGCGGAUACAAUAUUGAAAAGAUAAAGAAUGGCAAUACAAACACCACCUCUGCAUUUUGGGAUUGAUCUUGUAGACCAGGCUGUCUACCAUAUUGAGUUUAUCAAGGCUGUAAAUAACAACAAAGAACUUUGUAAACCGGAAGUUCUUAAACGAGCUAUUUAUAGAUACGAAAAGUUUUGGUUACCAUUGGCCGCCGAACAUCCAAGAGAAUGUCUGUCUGCGCCAAUGGAUAUCGAGUGGGUGUGGCAUUGUCAUAUGUUGUCUCCAAGGGCAUACGAGAGGGAUUGUCAUGAAGUCAUUGGGACAUCCGCCAACCAUACCAUUUUCAGGCCAGACGACUUUCAAAUCUCAAGAAACCGGGCGCAUGGGUAUUGGUCUGAAAAAUAUUCGGAACCAUUCUACAUCGACUACAGUGCUAGUUAUGAUGAAGGCGUGGUUUCAAAGUUUACGUCACGUAUUAGUUACGACAUAAUGGCGGCUGCAGAAAGACAAAGGCUAUUUUGCUACCAGGUCUCUUUACCUCAUUACCAAGACAAGAAAUUUCUAGAAAGUUCACUGGCCAGGUACAAACAGUUCUUGUUGCUGAAAAGGAAACAUUCUGACGAAUUCAUCGUCCCCUGUUACGACAUUGACCUCAUUUGGCAUACUCAUCAGCUGAAUCCGCUGCUCUAUAAAAUUGAAACAACAAGAAUUAUUGGACAAUUGUUUAACCAUGACGAUUCAGUCAACGAAAGGCACGAGGGGUCAAAGUUAAACAUUGCUGAUCAGCGUACUCGCUUCCUUUGGAAGCAAGAUUAUAAUGAAUCGUUUUCGAAAUGUGGAGCAAUGUUUCGAGGCAAUCCGCCCGACGACAAAUUUUACACAAUAACGCAGAAAGAUGAGUUCGCGAUUUGUACGAAGCGGUGUUUACUGUCUAUAGAUAUGUUAACAUUAAAUGUACCGUCACCAGAUCUCAAUCGAAGCAAGCAUGUAAGUUUAUUGGCAAGCAGCGCUAAGGUUUCAAGAGCGGAAGUUGCAAAGUGGUUCAAACUAAAACGUCCAGCAAGCAGCCGACCGGGCAAUCCAUCGAUAGCAUGGUCAAAGAUUGGCAGCUUUUCAUUCGAUACGAUGAACGAACAUGGCGUUCUAUUUUCCAUACAACAAAAAUCAGGCUUGCUUAGCUCUAAAGCUGUUGUUUAUUCAAGUUUCCUGGACCUAAUGCCCGUUAUAGAAUCUCCAGUAAACGCCACAAAGCCUGGCGGAUUAUUAAAAGGCAAACUAAAAUUCAAAGAUAACGUGACCUUGGAUAUUCAAGGUCACUAUCAACAGCCGAAAAUAAGUGACGUAUUCCUGUUUCUCAUUGAAGGCUCGUAUAAAGAUGAAAAAAUACCUGAUGACCUUAAGACAAUGCUGGGAUCAAUUACACCGGAAGAACUUUCUUCAGAGCAAAACAAUACUUGUCAAAUAGCAACACAUUUGUUAAGAAAUCAUCUUAGUAAGGAUAUUUUCAAGGUACGAGUUGUACACAAUAUGUCAUUGAUGACGUCAGCAAUACAGGUGUACUACGACGACAAGAUGUGUUGUCUUGCUCAUCUAAUUGCAGCAGAUCAGUUACCAUUACCGACACAGGUCAAUCAAAAUAUUGUAACGAUUAAUCCUAAACGAGGGGAGCGGGCUGUACUGAUCAAAAACAACAGUGGUGACUGGGGAAUAGUUUGCGGCCAGUGGGUAGGACUGAGAAAAGGCGUUCCUCCGCAAGCAGGACGCAGAGGAAUUCCAGGCAGUCCUGGUACUCUUAGAAUCAAGUUUUAUAAAAUAGGCACCAAAGAAUUAUUUGAGAGUGACCUGCCGUACCUACUAAGACAAUAUAAGUUGAACAUAGACUCAGCCAGGAUGGACGUAAAGACCGGCGUUCUUCGCAUCGAUCCUCAAACGAACGAGAUAGCUGAGCACGUGGCGCUUGCCUUCUCAAUAUCAUUGCUGCACGUGCUAUGUGUCCCGACGCCAAUCGCUAAAAUGGCAGCACGAGGAGCACGAGCUGUCGAGUCUGUCCCAUCCGAGGCUUUGGCAUAUGUAAAAGCUUCCGGUUUGCUUCAAAAGACGCCGUCAAAUCUUUACUUUGCUGUAAACUUUGGAUCUAGUUUCUGUCGGAUGUGUUUAGGCGAUAGAGAAGAAUUUAUAGACAUUGACAAAGAAUUAAACUAUUUUGAUGAUGCUGGAGACUUUGGAGGAAUUGACUUUAGCGGUGCCGACGGCGGUGACGCAGGGUGCGGAGGCUGUGGCGGAUGUGGAGGCGGUGGUUGGGGUGGUGGUGAUGGGGGUGGCGGUGGUGAUGGGGGCGGAGGUGAUGGUGGUGGCGGUGGAGACGGUGGUGGUGGCGGUGGUGGAGGUGGGGGCGGGGGAUGUGGUGGCUAGAUAAAGAAAUUCAAGUGUUUUACACAUAUAAACUUGUAUCAUCAAACAAUUACUUACCUGUUUGCUUCAGUUACAAAUGUCAAGGUGGCUGCGCAAACUAUAAAUACAAUGGAACAAAGAAAUAAUCUAAAAUAAUCUAUGACCAAGACACUCCUUAGAAAAGGACGAUAUUAUUAUGUUAUGUAUAUGGUGUUACUUAUAAAAUUGAUAACUUUAUAGAAUAUCACAUGGUUAGACUAUUAUAAGAUAAUGAUUACAUUAACCUUUUACCCCAUGAGCAUGUUGUGAAAAAUGGCCGUUUUCAUUGAAAAGCCUCCUGUUACAAAUUCUAACUGCUAUAAAACUAUGAAAAAUGCUUCAAUACUGAUGAAACUUGGCACACCUCUAUAACAACAUGCUCAAUCUUAAAUUUUCUGUUACCAUGGCAACGGGGGGACGUCUCAAAAUUGCGAAAAAUCACUGUUUUGCUUUUUUCCCAUCAAAACUGAUUUCAAAGUGCUGCAACUUCUUAAUGCAAUGAGAUAGAGUAAAAGGCUUUUCAGCGUUGGUUACACGUCACCUUAAGAUCGACCUGAGGCCAUUUUUAGCCUGUCACAUGUCCAAAAUUUUCUUGGCGAUUAGGGGGACUGCCGCCCCCUUCACCCCCAACAGAAGAGGGCACAUCCCCAUUCUGGCAACCCCCUGAUGUAUUAUUCUGAUGGGGGCCGCGCCGAAAAAGUGGUCACUUUUUUAACAACAUUUUUCAAACGAAAAACAGUGUUUUGGGCCUAAAUAGGGCAUUUUUUCACUGUUUGAGGCCUUAAAAAGGGGGGGGGGGGGACAAAAAGCCGUCAAAACAUGUUUAUAUAAGGGAAAAGGUUUACUAACUAAAUGUGUAUGAAAUGUAAGCAGGGAAACACUUUUAUAUGAGGGAUACUUCAUAUUCAUAAGAUAUAACAUAUUAAUAUACUGUGUAUUAUAUUAACUAAAUAUUACACAUUAUUAUCAUUGUCAUUAACAUCAAGUGGUUUUUCUAUUGUUUGAUUAUGUCUUUAACAUAAUUAACAUUUUUCUAAACACGUAUUUUAUACACUUUCCGUAAGCUAGAAUUCCUGCACACCAAUAUGUUACAAUAAAUAUAUAAAUGUUAAUGUAAUAUUCAUAAGUAUUAAAGUACAUCUUUGCU